Molecule: messenger RNA, 2093 nt
Organism: Malaclemys terrapin pileata
Lineage: Eukaryota; Metazoa; Chordata; Testudines; Emydidae
Gene: DDAH2
Product: dimethylarginine dimethylaminohydrolase 2
Biological process (GO): arginine metabolic process; positive regulation of nitric oxide biosynthetic process
Molecular function (GO): amino acid binding; dimethylargininase activity
Source: RefSeq, a predicted model, not a curated record
UCGGUCGGUGAGGGGGGAGAUCCGCCGGCCGAUUGGAGACCCGUGCGGGGAUCGAAUCGGUCUCUGCGCCUGGCGUGGACAUUGCCCCGCUUGGGGCAGGGGGUGAGCUCCCAGCCAUGGCCGGUCCCCUUCUCCUUCGGCAGAUACACCCACGCCAUCGUCCGCAGCAUCCCGGACUCGCUGGGCGCCCGGCCUGCCGGGGAUGGGGCGGGCCCGGCCGAGCCGGUGGACCUGGCCAAGGCGCACCGGCAGUACGGGGUCUACACCGGGAUCCUGCGGCAGAAGCUGGGGCUGCAGGUGAUCGAGUUGGUGGCCGACGAGGGGCUGCCCUGCUCCGUGCUGGUGGAGGACACGGCUGUGAUCCAGGGCGAUACAGCGCUCGUCACCCGGCCCUGGGAGCCGACGCGGCGGGGAGAGAUCAGUAGCAUCAAGAAGGUCCUGGAGGAGCUGAAGAUGCGGGUGGUGGAGGUGACGGAUGACGGGGCCACCUUGGACGGCAGCGACGUGCUCUUCACAGGUCGAGAGUUCUUUGUGGGCAUCUCCAAAUGGACCAAUCACCGAGGGGCGGAGGCGGUGGCGGAUGCUUUUCGGGAUUUUGCUGUCUCUACGGUCCCCGUGGCGGGCUCCUCCCAUCUGAAGAGUUUCUGUAGCAUGGCUGGACCGGACACAGUCGCCAUCGGAAGCAGUGAGGCUGCCAAGAAAGCCAUGAGGACCAUGGAGCAGCUGACCGAUCACCACUAUGACACACUGACGGUGCCGGACGACCCCGCCGGGAACUGCAUCUACGUGCGCCUGGGGCCCAAGGGCAGCGCCCUGCUCCACCGCAGCCCCGAGGAGUUCCCCAACAGCCUACAGCCGUUCCAGAAGCUGUCCGACCUCACCCUGAUCCCCGCCGCCUGCAGCGAGGUUGCCAAGCUGGGGGGAGCCCUCAGCUCCUGCUCCCUUCUCAUCAACAAGAAGCUCGACCGCUAGUGCCUCCAGCUCCCCCCCUAGCUAUGUGGGGGAGCCCCUGACCCCCCCAUCCUCCCUGUGUGCCCUAUGUCUUACCCAGCCUAUGCCCUGCACCCCCAAACCUCAGGGCGCCCCUCAACUUGCUGCCCCCCAUAUGGGAAGUGGCAAUCACCCUUCCCCCUAUUGCCCCCCCACCUGCCUGGAAAGUGGGGUCCCCCGAUCCCCCAGAAGCCUCCCCUGAAACCCAGCCCGGGGGCAUAUUUGGAACCUCCCACAUCACGUGUUGUGGACCCUGAAAAUAAUGGGGUCCUGCCUUCUUGGGAGGUGGAGAGCAGGGGGUCUGGGUACCCCAUUAGCAGGAGAGGGUGGAAGGCCCAUUGGGUGGGGCCCCCCAAAUUAUUGGGGGUCCCUUGGUUCCUUCUCUGGGAGAGGCAACAGCGGGUGCAACCAAUCUAUACUUAGUGGGUGGCCUGGGGAGGGAGGUCUUAGAGCCCAUCCCCAUAUGGGGGUUUGGGGAACCUAGCUAUGUCCUGCUGGGAUAGUGGAGGGUUUGGGGACCCUGAUUUAUCAUGUCACCAUGGGGGGGGGAGGUUUGGGGGACACCAGCAUGUUAUACCACGCAAUGGGGACCCCAAUAUUAAAGCCAGGGCAUUGGAGGACCCCCAUACCUGAAUUAGGGGGGGCAUUUCACUUAGGAUCUUCCAGCCCCCCUGCUGCCCCCCCGCCAUUCAUCCACUAAUCUAUGGUGCUGGUGUUUUGGGGGUAACUCCUCUCACCCCCUUGAAACACAACUUGCUCCCCACUGCCACACCCCCAUAGCACGACCUCUUCCCCUGUUAGCUGUAACAACUGUGGGUCCUUGGGGCUGAUCAUUGGUGGCAGCACUGGGAUACCAGGCUGGAUAGGUCUGCUGUGGGGCAGCUGGGGAUCCCAGACCUUUAGCUAUGUAAGGGUGACUGCCCCCCCCAAAGACAGGGGUGCCUUGUGUGUGUGUUAGAGUAGUUAGGGGGGCUUCUAGGAGCCCCCUGUGAUGUGGAGUAGGAGCGCCCCCUAGGGCAGAGCCAGGGUGUUGAUCCAGAGGGAAGGGGUGUUUGGCUUCUCACUGCCUCUGAGAUCCUUGACACAAUAAAGAAUUGAACCAA